AUGGGUCGCAUGCACUCCAAGGGCAAGGGUAUGAGCUCGUCGGCUCUGCCCUACCGCCGCAGCCCGCCCUCGUGGUGCAAGACCACCUCUCAGGAGGUGACCGAGCACAUCUGCAAGCUGGCGCGCAAGGGCAUGACCCCCUCGCAGAUCGGCGUGCUGCUGCGCGACAGCCACGGCAUCCCGCAGGUGCGCUACGUCACCGGCACCAAGGUGCUGCGCCUGCUCAAGGGCCACGGCCUGGCGCCCGAGAUCCCCGAGGACCUGUACCACCUCAUCAAGAAGGCCGUGUCCAUGCGCAAGCACAUGGAGCGCAACCGCAAGGACAAGGACUCCAAGUUCAGGCUCAUCCUGAUCGAGAGCCGCAUCCACCGCCUGGCGCGCUACUACAAGAAGGCCAAGAAGCUGCCGCCCACCUUCAAGUACGAGUCCGCCACUGCGUCCACCCUGGUGGCCUAG
Monoraphidium neglectum is the source of this 456-nucleotide messenger RNA. Its product is annotated as 40S ribosomal protein S13-2. Bases 1 to 456 code for a protein of 151 amino acids. Gene Ontology annotation, biological process: translation. Gene Ontology annotation, molecular function: structural constituent of ribosome; small ribosomal subunit rRNA binding. The transcript has 6 exons. NCBI's taxonomy places the organism in Eukaryota, Viridiplantae, Chlorophyta, Chlorophyceae, Sphaeropleales, Selenastraceae. The record is from RefSeq and is a predicted model, not a curated record. Gene Ontology annotation, cellular component: ribosome; nucleolus; cytosolic small ribosomal subunit.